Messenger RNA from Knipowitschia caucasica, 396 nucleotides. NCBI's taxonomy places the organism in Eukaryota, Metazoa, Chordata, Actinopteri, Gobiiformes, Gobiidae. The record is from the annotation of a GenBank genome assembly.
AUGAUGUUGAAGCUGCUACUCUGGAGUCUGCUCUCUGGCUGUGUCUCUGCAACGACCAUGGAUCUGAAGACAGGAGACAAUCUUACUCUUAACUGCUCCAGUUAUUGUAUCUCGAACAUUGUUGAAACAGAUUCAGGAUUUUACCGCUGCGUAUACAAAAUCGCCGAUGAAAAGUCGUGCAGCAUGUACAGAGUGUCCAUUUCAGAUGUGCCUCCAACCAAAACACCUGCUCCUGCUCCUAUCCCCGUUAUUGUCAUUGCUGCAGUGACUGGCCUCAUCGUCGUCAUCGCCAUCAUCUUCACCCUCUGUGUUAUUCCUAAGGUGAAAAAACGGAUGCGCAGUGGAGAAUCAGAGGCCCAAAUGCACAAUAUUUAUGAAGUAAUGUCAAGAAAUUGA